Molecule: messenger RNA, 2272 nt
Organism: Drosophila erecta
Lineage: Eukaryota; Metazoa; Arthropoda; Insecta; Diptera; Drosophilidae
Exons: 4
Coding region: 813-2087 (424 amino acids)
Source: RefSeq, a predicted model, not a curated record
AGCACGAAGUGGCAAAGUAGGUGGUCCAAAACCCCGCGCUGUCCAAAUCCUUCCCUGAACCCGUUGACGAGAGUAAAAAGCUCACCUACAUGAGCACAGCGAUCUGAACUGGCCGGCACGUUUCUACGAUUCUCGUUUCUCGUAUAUUCCGAUGCGGACACCUCAAGCAGAGUUGAUAACACCCGGAGCAAAUACCAGGUGUGUUGACCCACUGACGGGUGUUGUUCCAGCAGCGAAGCACCGCCUGCUAUCAAGCAUCGAAUCUCAAUCUCUGCACAGAGCACCUGUGACGUGGUCGAAUGACUGCGUUCAACAGGUUGGUUCUAUCAAAACAAAACGAAGCACAAGAGCUGAAAAUUAAUUAGGGUUUCAUCAACCCACAAGCGUGUGUAUUUCGUUGAAUGUGGAUGACUGUGCAAAACGCUUAGAGUGACACUAGACUGAGGCUUUUGGCUCUAAGAAAGCUCAAGGCGAGCGGUCUAUUACGCUGGGACAGUGGGUCGCAGUUGAGUUGGCCAAGUGGAAAAUACUAUAAAAAUUUAUUUGAGAAUAUAUAGGUAGCUAAUAGAACAGCCUUUAAAAUAGAAAUACACUGCAACCCACUGUACCUUUACCACCCAAUUAGUUUAGUUUUACGAUGACACCACAUUCAUAUGAAAAGCUCGCAAUUGUCGUUAAACAUUUCCCCAAAAACUAACACCAUUGCGGCAAAUAUAAAACGCUGAGUUCUACACGGCCGCAAAAUCAGUUGGUUGCGAAAGGCACGCGUAAAGGUUUCGAUCGCAAGUUGCCCUGUUUAGUUGGAUUUCGACAUGGUGGUUAUAAGGAACGAGCAGAAUAUCUCGGUGCCCGCGUAUCUCAACGAGCAGUUCUUCACAGAGACCCUCGAGGAGGGUCUGCGGGAGUCGAAGGUGACCCUGAAGGAGAUCCACUUUGCGUGGGGCAGCAAUCCGGGCGACAACUACUGCUCGGCUAUCUAUCAAGUCGGAGUCACGUUCGCCAGGUGGGUCGAUGGUGGGGAAUCCCCGGCGACGGAGCAGCUUUCGCUGAUUGUGAAGACCAUCCCGAUCACCGAGGCCACCCAGUUUCUGGAUGACGUCUGCGUGUUCAUCAAGGAGAAGCAGACCUACACCGAUGUCUUGCCGCGACUGGACAUCCUCAGCCAUGGCGACACAUUCGGAGCAAAAUACUAUCACUCCGUGAAGACUCCGGUGCAGACGAUCGUGUUCAGCGACCUCAAGGUGGAGGGAUUCAAAGUGGCCUCGCGGGAAGCUGGCCUGGACUGGAACCACGCCUCCCUCAUUCUUCAGCAGCUGGGAAAGUUCCAUGCCACCUCCAUGGUGCUGGCCAAGAAGGAUCCCGCCAUUGUGAAGCAGUACACACGUGGCAUGCUCAGCGAGGACAUCCUGAUGAAGAGCGACACCUUCGAGCACAUGUUCGGCGGCUUCCUGAAGGGCCUCAUCAAGAGCUCUGCGGGCUGGCCCGGCUACGAGAAGAUUAACAAGCACCUGCAGCGGCUCAUGGACAACUUUCGGACCGUGUGCGUGGAUGCGUGCAAGCCAAGGAAGGGGGAUCGCUACGUGGUGCUCAACCACGGAGACAUGUGGACCAACAACUUCAUGUACGGAUACGAUAACGCUGCCCAGCCGGACGUUCCCACGCGCGCCAUCUUCGUGGACUUCCAGCUGAGCUUCUAUGGCAGUCCGGCGUGCGACCUGAACUUCUUCCUAAACACCAGCAUCAAGUUGCAGCUGCUGCAGGAGCGCCGCGAGGAGCUCAUCAAGGUGUACUACGCGGCCUUCAAGGACGCCCUGGAGUACGCCCGCUUCGAGGACAUUCCCACCUACGAGGACCUGCUGUACGAGCUGCGCAGCCGCGAAACCUAUGGGCUCUUCGGCAUGUUCGCCUUCCUGCCCAUGAUCACCAUGCCCAAGGAGCUGGCCCAGGACAACAGCAUUGAGAACAUGCAGGACGAGGCUUUCAAGCAGCGCAAGAUGGAUGCCAUCUUCUCGCAAAAGUUCCUGAACGACCACCAAAAGUGGGCACUGCAGCGGGCGGAUGCCCUUGGCGUCUUCGGGGACUACUGAAAAGUGGCAUGAGUAUUCUGGAGGUUGGGGUUCCUCUGCCUUUGUGAUAAAAAUGGAGGCUCUUCCAAGGCACACAUCCUUAAUACAGCUAUAUUAGCUUCUCGCCUGAGAAUGUAAAGUGCAAAUGGUGGGCUUUUUAAUUGAUUAAAGUACUUAGCCUGAAAGUGUUGGGCUAUCGCAAUUUA